Messenger RNA from Macrobrachium nipponense, 2896 nucleotides. Its product is annotated as gastrula zinc finger protein XlCGF57.1-like. Gene Ontology annotation, biological process: regulation of transcription by RNA polymerase II. The record is from RefSeq and is a predicted model, not a curated record. The transcript is spliced from 2 exons. NCBI's taxonomy places the organism in Eukaryota, Metazoa, Arthropoda, Malacostraca, Decapoda, Palaemonidae. The coding region runs from base 232 to 1440 and encodes 402 amino acids. Gene Ontology annotation, molecular function: DNA-binding transcription factor activity, RNA polymerase II-specific; RNA polymerase II cis-regulatory region sequence-specific DNA binding.
CAAAUAGAAGACACCCAAAAUGUCAACAAGUGACGCCAUUGGCUACCUCAUUAUCGUAACUUCUAUUCAAACGUCUUUUAUCUUCUAGGUAUACCAAUUAACGUCUUAAUCAUCGAGACAGUUCAUAAUUAAUCGUAAUAAUUGAUAAAUUACAAAGAUUAUUCCAAACAGAAGAAAAUUUCAUCAGCUCCUAACUAGGAUUGAGUAUUGCAGUUAGAACAUCCUGUGAAAAUGGAAGUUGAUAAAUCGCCAUCAUUGCUGUUAAUCAAAGAAGAGAAGGAGAAUUUAGAGGAGGGUCUAACAGAAAACACAGGGGAAGGCUCCUCACUUGCAGACCCCUUCUUAGAAGUCAAGGCAGAACCAGAAUUUUUUGACAGUGGUGAAUUUGAUGUGAACUGCUCAUCCCAGUCUAUUAAAUACGAGGAGGGCAGCUCUCCAAGCUGUGCUGAUAAAAGUGGAAAGGAAAAGAUCUGUAUUGCAGAAGAAAAUAGACAUUUGGGUAGAAGCAACACAGCAGGGAAGCAAAUAACUUGUGCUGAAUGCCAAAAGACAUUUUCAUACAUGUGCCACUUGAAAUCCCACAUGAGAACUCAUACAGGAGAGAAACCACAUACUUGCUCAAUAUGUCAAAGAAGUUUUUCUCAAUCAUCUAAUCUCACUAAACACAUGAGAUCUCAUACGGGAGAUAAACCAUAUACCUGCUCUGUAUGUCAAAGAAGUUUUACUCGUUUAUCACUUUUAAAAAAUCACAUGAGAACUCAUACGGGAGAGAAACCAUAUACUUGCUCUGUAUGUCAAAGAAAUUUUACUCAAUUAUCUCAUUUAAAAUUACAUGUGAGAACUCAUACGGGAGAGAAACCACAUACUUGCUCUAUAUGUCAAAGAAGUUUUUCUCAAUCAACUAAUCUCACAAAACACAUGAGAACUCAUACAGGAGAGAAACCAUAUACUUGCUCUGUAUGUCCAAGAAGUUUUACUCACUUACCUAGUCUCAAAUGUCACAUGAGAACUCAUAUGGGAGAAAAACUUUAUAGUUGUUCUAUAUGUCAAAGAAGUUUUACUCUAUUACCUAAUUUAAAAAAUCACAUGAAAACUCAUAUGGGAGAGAAAUCAUUUACUUGCUCAACAUGUCAAAGAAGUUUUUCUCGUCUAUGUGCUCUCAUAAGACACAUAAGAACUCAUACAGGAGAGAAGCCUUAUAGUUGCUCUAUAUGUCAGAGAAGUUUUUCUGAUUCAGGUAAUCUCAAAAAUCACAUGAGAACUCAUACGGGAGAGAAACCAUUUACUUGCUCUAUAUGUCAAAGAAGUUUUACUCAAUUAACUCAUUUAAAAACUCACAUGAGAACUCAUACAGGAGAGAAACCAUAUACAUGCUCUGUAUGUCAAAAAAGUUUUUCUGAUUCAGGUAAUCUCACAAAACACCAGAAAACUCAUGCAUGAGAGAAAGCAUUUACUUGCCGAACAAUCUCGAAAGACACGAGAAUUCACACUAGACAGAAACUGUUUAUUACUUGAUCUUUGUCCAAGUAAUUUUUAUUAAAUGCUUUUAACUGCUGUAAUCUGAAAAUUGUCAAGAGAGAACUUAAGUAACAUUUGUAAGUGAAAUUUCUUUCGACAUAAGUGUGGACAAGAAAAAGUUCUCUUUCUUCAUCGGGGGAAACCUUUGAGUGUUCUGAAUUUUACUUAUGAGCUCAGAUAAGUGCAGCAAGUUAAAAUUGAUUAUAUUUGCUUAAUGAGAAUUUUUGUUAUAAGAUUAUUGGUUAAUAACCACUAAUCUUAUAAUUAACCACUUGUUCUUAGAUAAAAACAUUGAUUCACUUUACUUUUUUGAUGUCUUGCUGAUAUUCUAACGAUUUCAAUGUUUUAGGCAACUGAUUGUUCAGUUUUUAUAAAUCACAAGAGACCAAUUCAUUUGUCAAUGGUAUCAAUAAAUGUGUUGAGGGAACACUGAGAAAGAAGGAAAGUUCUAGCUUACUGUUUCUGAGCGCAAAUACAAUUUUUUUAUUGACAUCUACAAAUUUAUUUUUGCUAACAUAACCUUGGUUUUGGUCUCAUUAUGAAGCUGAGUAAUUGUACUUUAUUUCUUUACUUUUAUGUGAAGUAGUUUUGUAAAAGCAAUGUAAUUUAAGUUCCAUUUGAUCAGUGAGAAAGUAUAAUAUAUUUUCUUUCCAGUGACUUAAAUGUUUAUGCAAUUUGUCUGGUAUUUUGCUCAUAAACAGCAGGAAAAUCAGGUAGUAUUAUUUUCUUUCAACACAUAUUUGCUUGGCACAGCAGUAGUUUUGAAAUCUCCCAUACAUUUUAAAUUUAACACAUUGAUCUGACUGCAUAAUUAUUUAGUUUUGGUUUUCAAAGAUAUUAAGAUAAAGUACAAUAGGCUUCAAAAAGUUUUGGUUUUUCAAAGAUAUCCAGAUAACCACAGGCUCAGCAUCCUACCACGAAAUUUAGGUUCAUAGAAAGUGAUUUAAGACAGUGACUAGGGCCCACAAAAAAGUUAAGUAUCUCUUGAGUUUUACCAGACCACUGAGCUGAUUGAUUGACAGCUCUCCUAUGGCUGGGCCCGAAGGAUUAGAUUUUUUGAUGUGGCUAGGAACCAAUUGGUUUCUUAGCAAAGGGACCUACAGCUUAUUGUGGGAUCUGAACCACAUUAUAUCGAGAAAUGAAUUUCUAAUCACCAGAAAUAAAUUCUUAUGAUCAGCUGCUGAAAGGAAACACGGGAUACUAGAUUGAUAGUCGAGUACGGGACCCACUCGUCCAGUGAGGAACUGACCAGAGCCCACAGGAUUGAGCAAUAGUAAUAUAAUUGAGUGUAAAGCAGGUUCAUCGAAACGGUACAAAGUUUGACUUUGCUCAAACUUAUGUCAGAAUGAAAUUCAUAUCGAAAUCUCGUCAUAUUUUA